This is a messenger RNA of Myxocyprinus asiaticus (Chinese sucker), 1718 nucleotides long. It is a transcript of the gene slc35a1, whose product is annotated as solute carrier family 35 member A1. The coding region runs from base 131 to 1141 and encodes 336 amino acids. Gene Ontology annotation, molecular function: pyrimidine nucleotide-sugar transmembrane transporter activity. Lineage: Eukaryota; Metazoa; Chordata; Actinopteri; Cypriniformes; Catostomidae. Gene Ontology annotation, biological process: pyrimidine nucleotide-sugar transmembrane transport. Gene Ontology annotation, cellular component: Golgi membrane. The transcript is spliced from 8 exons. The record is from RefSeq and is a predicted model, not a curated record.
CCUCCCGGAAGUGUCCGUGUGUCUCUCUGAAGGUUCAUUCCUCUGAGAAACAGAAAUGCGGAUAGUCGUCACGAGCAGAAGAUUGCUCAUCGAUUAGUAUUUGUAUUAUUGAAUCCACACAAACUCAGUCAUGGCGAACGAGUCAGUGGGUGUGCUAUUCAAGCUGUACUGCUUGACUGUGAUGACUCUGAUUGUUGCCACAUACACUGUGGCUCUGAGAUACACCAGGACCGUGACCUCUGAACUCUACUUCUCCACCACUGCAGUGUGCAUCACUGAGGUCAUCAAACUGCUGCUCAGUCUGGUGAUGCUGUUCAGAGAAGCAGGUGACCUCGGCAGGUGUAAAACAGCGCUGGUCAACCACAUUUUCAGAAGUCCAAAGGAACUGCUCAAGCUGAGUGUACCGUCUGUGGUAUACGCCAUCCAGAACAACAUGGCCUUCAUAGCCUUGAGCAACCUGGACGCUGCUGUCUAUCAGGUGACGUAUCAGUUAAAGAUCCCCUGUACAGCUCUGUGUACAGUGCUGAUGCUGAACCGCUCUCUAAGCAGACUGCAGUGGUUCUCAGUCUUCAUGCUGUGUGGAGGAGUGACACUGGUUCAGUGGACACCACCAGAAUCCACUAAAGUUCAGAUGGAGCAGAACCCAUUCCUGGGCUUUGUGGCGAUUGCCGUCGCGGUGCUUUGCUCUGGGUUUGCAGGUGUGUAUUUUGAGAAGGUUCUGAAGAGUUCGGACACGUCUCUGUGGGUCAGAAACAUUCAGAUGUACCUGUCAGGUAUACUGGUGACACUUAUAGGUGUUUACAUGACAGACGGGACCAAAGUGUUGGAGAAAGGCUUCUUCUACGGAUACACAUCUUGGGUCUGCUUUGUAAUCUUUUUGGCGAGUGUGGGAGGAAUGUACACGUCAGUGGUGGUGAAAUACACUGAUAACAUCAUGAAGGGCUUCUCUGCGGCCGCUGCUAUCGUGCUGUCCACCGUGGCCUCUGUCAUUCUCUUCGGCCUACAGAUCACUACAACUUUCAUCACAGGAGGCAUGUUGGUGUGUGUGUCCAUUUACCUGUACGGUCUGCCGAAACAAGACACCACCAAAGUGCAGAGAGCUGAUGCAGACACCACAAAACAGAAACUCGUCGCUAACUGACCAGCGAUUCAUGGGAAACAGAGACCAAUGAGCUGCCAGCGUCAGCACUUGCCAAGCACCUGAGCAACUCCAGUAUUUAUGCUCCAAUUUUAGAGCCAACACAUCUUUGAACUAGACGCAAACAGAUGAUCGCUCAUCACUGUUGGCCAUAAAGCGCUAACACUAGACCACACAGAAGGGAAACCUUUUGUAGUUUUAUCUUCACUUUUGAAGGAGGGGGGAUGGGUAGUUUAAUUAUUUUUUUAAAUGUGAAUCUGUCCUUUUUUAUCUGUGUAUAAUAUCAAUUACACUGAACACUCUUAAUGCCAAAACAUACACUGAAUGUACUUAUGAGACCCAUUCGCACAUCUUGUUUAUCUUUUGUUUUUUCAAUUGUUCUCAAUUAUUUACAUGAGGUGAACGUAAAGAGAAUCCUAUGCGUCUGGGGAGCCAUGCUUGUAAAAUAACUUUCAUUUAAUUACAAUGCAAUGCAAAAGAUGACUCCCCAAGGUUAGUGAACACCUCUUUAUUGAGGACAGUCUCUGUAUGAUGCAUUUACAUUGCAUCUGCUGACAUGAUUAAACAUAUAUUUACAGUG